Messenger RNA from Oncorhynchus nerka (sockeye salmon), 5331 nucleotides. Its product is annotated as protein shisa-9B-like. The coding region runs from base 268 to 1581 and encodes 437 amino acids. The transcript is spliced from 4 exons. NCBI's taxonomy places the organism in Eukaryota, Metazoa, Chordata, Actinopteri, Salmoniformes, Salmonidae. Gene Ontology annotation, cellular component: AMPA glutamate receptor complex; postsynaptic density; postsynaptic membrane. The record is from RefSeq and is a predicted model, not a curated record. Gene Ontology annotation, biological process: regulation of AMPA receptor activity; regulation of short-term neuronal synaptic plasticity.
GCCUGGAGUGAACUACCAAUAAGGACUCCGACUGUCAACGGAGGAUGUCUGUGGCGCAGCGCAGAGAAAUUGUCUAAACCUAUCCAAGAUACCUGUAGCAACUGUAAAAGUGUUGUUGUCGCAUCGGUGUAAAGAUCUCAUCAUUUUUUUUGUUAUAAGCAAUUGGAACAGAUAUAACAUUUACACACAUUCCCAUACAACAUCACCGUGCGCUGAUGGACAAUUACGCGCAGAAGUUGCGGUGCGUAAUCAUGAUAAUCAUUGCGGAUGGCUGUGUUUCAUGUUCUUGGAUUAUGCGUACAAGCUUGUUAUGAUACCACCUUUCCUUCGUCUACAGUGGAGAAGAAAAGUAACAAAGGGACGCACAUGAUGAGAAGCGCGGGGUUGUUGCUUGGCUACUUUUUGGUGAAAGUUCUUGUAUGCGACGCGGAGGGGGAGCCAGGGCAGAAGCUAGACGGCUUUAUUAUGGUACAAACGGGUACCAACGAGUCAAAAUUGAACGGAAAGAAUAGCGUUUCGGAGAGUCCCCAUACAGAGGACAGGUGCCGGGGUUAUUACGAUGUGAUGGGCCAGUGGGAUCCGCCGUUUGUGUGCCAGACGGGCAGUUACCUGUACUGCUGCGGGACCUGUGGCUUCAGAUUCUGCUGUGAGUUUACAAGCUCGCGGCUGGACCAGACCACCUGCAAAAACUAUGACACCCCGCCGUGGAUGAUGACAGGCAGACCCCCGCCUAAGAAAAAAGACCCCACUCACGACCCCACAAAGGAUAAAACAAACUUAAUUGUGUAUAUAAUAUGUGGAGUUGUUGCCAUAAUGGCCCUCGUUGGGAUUUUCACAAAACUUGGACUUGAAAAGGCGCACCGUCCACACAGAGAAAACAUGUCAAGGGCUCUAGCCCAGGUGAUGCGCCAGCCUGGUCCAGGAGAACACUCAGAAGACAUUGGAGUGCAUGGACAGCACUAUGACAACAUGCAAGCCAACAGGGUCCCUGCGAACAGUCUCCAGGCUAACCAGAUGAACAGUGUGGGUCCAGGAUCAUCACUAAUGCCAGGCUUAGGGUCUCCUCCCCACCCCUACCCUUCCCUGGGACAGAUCCCUAGCCCCUAUGAGCAACAGCAACCUGGGAAAGAGCUCAAUAAGUACGCCUCCCUCAAGGCUGUCGCGGAGAAGGUUAAUGACAACUUCUACAGCAACCGGCGGCACAUGGUAGAGAUGGCAGCCAAGGGCAGUCUCCCUAUGCACCCGAUGCAUCGCAUAGAGCAGGAGCCCAGCAACCCCUACAGCCCUCCCUUACAGCCUUCCCUAAAGCAGAACGGACACAAGUCCAAAAGCACCAAGGGCCACAGCAGCCACAGCAGCAGCUCCCAUACCCUGGCCUAUGGCUCCAAUACAAUCACUAACCCAGGGAUGCAGAAGAACUGGGACGGCUCAGAGACGGUUGGCCGCCGGCAGAGCCACGGCACUAAGAAACACUGCACCAUAGAGCAGGUGAACGAGAUGCACAGCACCUCGCGCAGCCAGCACUACAUGCCUCCGCAGCCCUACUUUGUCAGCAACAGCAAGACAGAAGUGACUGUCUGAUCUGAGAACCCACCCCACCACCAUAACCACUAUAACCCCAGCUGUAAGAAAGAGAGAUCGAGAGAGAGAGCGAGAGAGAGAGAGAGAGAGAGAGAGGGAGAGAGAGAGAGAGAGAGGCUGAAGUAGGACAGCGGUCCUAGACUGAGUGCACCUCUCUAUGGGUGCUGUGUGUCUACUAAUGUGUGUGGCUGACUGUGCAUGUGACAGGCAUGUGUGGGACUCCUGCCAGUCGGAGGAGAGUGACCCGAACAACAUACUCCAAACCUCCAAGUUUUCGGUCACCACUGUAUUGAUGAUUAUAUUGCAACUAAUACAAACAAAUCAUAUACUGCAAGUCAGACUAACAUCAGUGAGCAGAGCAUAGUAAUGAUUGACCACUGAUGGACAGAUUAGCCAGGAUGAGUCUGGAGCCAUGCAGCGGUGGAAGAGACUGGAACUGGACAAAAGCCCAGUGGCAAUAGACUUUUCCUAUUGUCAGUAUUAACUGAGAUCUCAAAGGGCCUGAAAAUGUGUAUCAUCUCAUGUAGUUUCCACUGAAUCUGCCUUGGAUAAGCCAGUGGGUUUGAACUAGACGCAGUGGAGCAGAGGAGUGGAGCAGAGGAGUGGAGCAGAGGAGUGGAGCAGAGGAGUGGAGCAGAGGAGUGGAGCAGCCGAUAGUAAAGGGAUACAUUGUUCUCCUCAACAUUGAUUGACAUUUCCUCAGAUGUUGUGUAGUGUAUAUACUGUGCGGGGACUUGUUGGUAAUGCUCAUGCUCGGGAACCUCAGGCUCAUGAUUACAUCGAUAGGGAAACAGUAACCAUUUCAGAUAUGGACUGUAUAUUCUCCUUCAGAAACUACAGAGCAUGAGGUGGAUGAGACUGCACCAAACCAGUUCUGUAGCCACAACGUUACACACACCCUACUCUGCUCUCUCUGGUGUUAGGGCUGUGCCUUUCUCUGAGGAAACUAUGAAAUACUGUUCAAAUCAAAGAGCUCGUCUUAUAAACCACUGCAUAAGUUGUGGAAUUUAUUUAAAUGUCUUCAUCUUGCAAACAGGUCCACAGCUGUCAGUUGAAAACGGUGAGUUGCAUCUAUCACUUAAACAUUCUUUAUUUCUGUUUCCAUUCGACAAUGCAUUGUGUGUGUGUUUACCUUGGUACCUUAGAACAAUGAUAGAGAAAACACAGAAGGAAUUGUGUCCUUUCCAUACAUGUAAUGUCACUGCCAAUAAAUGAGUGAAUAUAUUGCCUAUAAUUCCAAAAUUGAUUAGUAUGGGAUUAAUAUUGUGCAGUGGUACCUGUUUCUCACCCACCUCCAUCAAUACUACCAAAUCUUUACAUGGCCUAGAGCCAGGCCCCAAGCUCAGACUGUUGUGGCAGUAGAAAACUACUGAGGGCUCCUUUACGGCUACCCAGAGAGUUGAUAAAGGGUUGUGGAUGUUCCUGAAACAGCCAUGAAAGGUAAAGCCUGGGUAAAUAGAGUGGAUGGAUUUAAUGUAGUAUGAGAUCAACCCCUGGAUUAAGACAGACAAGGUCCUCUGAAAUCACCAUGAGUUGAUGUCAUUGCAUGCACAAAUCAAACUUUAACUAUCUGUGAAAUAGAAAUUGCAAUACAUUAUGUACUAAUUAUUGACUAAAAAAAGUAUUAUUUGUUUCUUUUUUUUCUUAUUAUUAUUUAAAAAAGAAAAUCUAAAUUUUCAUCAACUUUAUAAGUUAUACACAUAAAAAUAAAAUGUGUUCAUUUUGAAUAUCGGGAGUAGCCUACUAAAACAUCUGAGAGUACGCAUGUACAAACACACAGGUCAAGAUGUGCCUGUCUUUUCCAUUGGGCUAGUUGUGCAUCAUCAGAUGAAAAAUAGUAAAUUUUUCUCCCAACACUCCAUUCUUGGGAGCCCACACGAGCAACACAGUGCAUUAGCAUGCCACACUUACCAAAAAAAGCUUUUUAAAUAAAGGGCUUCUGAUGCAAUUUGCCAUGUGUUGCGUUUGUCACUGCCCACUGAUUUAAGAGCAGCCCACACUUUGUCCGUAUGUCUUAAUCAUGUCUCUCAACUUUCCAUGGCUUUCCACUGUCCAUUUGUCUGUCUACUAGUGACAAAGUGGCUCUAAUGGCUGGAGGAGUGACAGCCAGCAGCUUGACGCUCAUUCUCUUACUCACCACAUGAGAUCUGGUCAGAAUAGACGUGAGUCACAUUCCCUGCUCUUAGAACUUUGGAAAGCAUUAGAGGUGGACAAAAAGUGUUUAUUUUGUGGUUGGUACAGUAUGAAAAAACACAAGUCGACAUUUUUGGAUUAGACUAAGGGAACAAUCCUCAAUACUGAUUUGCUAAGGCCUACUAUACAAUAAGUGCUUGUAUUUUUAACCUCAUUUGAACCAGAUAUGUAUUGUAUAGUCAGGCACACAACUAUAUGUUUUGAGUGUGUUAUCACAUUGUCAGUGAAACGUAAUGUACCAAUACUAUAGAUUGCUGCUAUAUGCUAACAACCAAGGCACCAUCUCCCAUUUCCCAUAAUGAAUAUGUUCAAACCUUUAUUUUGCUAUUGCUUGACGUAACUCACAGUCACACAAACUGCAACACGUUGUAUUGUUGUUUCAUCACACACGCCACUUGUAUGUAGAAUUGUCUAGACUAGACUCGUCAUAUGUGCCGUUUUUGGCAUAUAUGCAACGCAUAUCAGUUCAACAUUUGCACCAAUAAGACAGAAGACUUCAGAAUACCAAUGUGCGUGAAGUGAUGCAAAAAAAAGGUACACAUGUAUGUAUUUGGGUCUGACAUUUAUCUAUACAAAACAAUGUCCGACAAUAAAAAUGGCAAGGAAAAGUACUGCAAAUUUGCAUUGAUUGCAAAAGGGCUGAUUCUUUAGGUCAUAAAUAUAGAGACAUAUUUAGUAUGGCUGUCCAGUACAUAGUUAAGGUGAUGUUUUGGUAGGGCCAUAGAAUAAGUCUGUGCCUUGUGUCCAAAUGAAAUGUGCACCUGAUUUAAUUGUCCAAAUACUGACUGGUCUAGGAACAGAUUGAUGCAUAAUAUUAUACUGUAUAGCAUGAUAUGAAAUCACUGUUCCACUUCAAAGGACCCUCUCAAUAUCAAUAUCAUAUCCAACAAGAGUUCAUUUUUUAAAACUAUAAUCACCAGAUAAUGUGUCUGGUUUCUCAGUGUUAAAACAUGUGCAGAAGUCCACAGCUCCAUUGAUUGUAGAUAGAGUGCACCUAUUAUACUGUAUGCAUCCACAGUGCAUUGAAGAUAUUUUGUCAUCAUUUUAGUCAUGGAGGGAACCUACAGUAACACUUGUAUGUGUAGUAGUGAAGUAUAACUCCCUCACUCAAAUAGCUUCCACUGAUAUAAUAGCAUAAAACAUGUACAUGACGUGUAGAUUGACGUUCCAGCUGACUGGUCAUCAUGCUACAUAAUGGCAUACUGUAAAGUAAUAACACAAUGGCCAUUGAUUCUAAAUCAUGCUCUAUGAAAUUAUGUAACUAUUUACAUUCAAACUUUGCUCAUUUCUCAAUCUAAAUAAAAACAUUAUUUACCUAAUCCGCAUUGAACUAAAUUGUGCCCCUGGCUGAGGCUGAAUUGCAUUCAUGAUGCAGCUAGUGGUCUUGGUUCCAACCUUUAGGAGUGGGAAGACGAUGGUGCUCUUUGUCAGUGGAUCAUGUUAUUCGUGAAGCACAACUUAUUUUGUAUUCUAACAAAAUGAAAUAUUACUUGUCAUAUAUGUAUGUGCAAGUUGGGAAGAGGAAACUCCAUUGUAUUGUACACUUCUAAAAUCAUA